AUCGAGAGUAUCGCGUCGUGUUAUUGCGUCGUCGUCAACACUCGACCCUUCGACGUACGUUAAUUAAAUAAAUAAUUAUUUAUAAAAAAAAAACAAAACUCGAUACUACGUAGGCUUUGUUCUAGUGUGUUCAAUAGACUAAGAAAAAUAAAAUUCAAUUAGAAUUAAUUUAAAAAAUCAGUGCUGUUUUGUAAACAAAAAAUACGCUAACCUUAUUGGAACUCUGCGAAAGUGAUAAGAAUUGAGUUUGACUUGAAUUGAGAUAAACUAAAGGGAGAUUAGCAAAAGUAAGGGAUAAUUAUUGAUCUGACGAAGACGACGAAGAGGAACCAUGAAAGUCACCAGGAAUCUUACGAUCGAAGUGGCAAGAUAGCGCCAUGAUUUCGGCGCGCUCGUGUCAACUCUGAGGGCAAUAGGAGUAUCAAGAAUAAGAGGCCAGAAAGAAAAUUGAAAAAAAAUUCAUCAAAGGCGGAACUAUUUCACAAGAUAUAAAUCUUUUAAAACCUUCAGACCAAAAAGACUCAUUGACGAUUCGUGGAUAAAAAAUCACGAAAACAUAUCUAAAAAAACAUACGAGAGAGAAAAAGUGUGGUGAGAAGGUCGAGAAGAUUCCAGAGGAUUGACCUGCUGAGAUUUUUCUCCAACGAAAAACAUGAAGUGAUUGCCCUUUAGAUUCGUCACCACAUUCUUCAUGGCCACUUUUAGCUAUUCACAUUCAAGUUCUCAUGACUUCAUAUCACUCUAGAAGUCACGAUAUUAAGUCAAGAGUAUUUUCUGUGCAACUUUUUAUAACGAAUUGUUGAUCAGUGGGGAGGGGGGUUAAAUAAGUGGUGUCAAAAGUAUAGUUACCAUAAUAAAUUAUACGAAAAUAGUGAAGAAGAGUAAGGUGGAGGUAGCAGCUAGGCGGUGGACAUGAUUAUUUCAAAGGAUUUGUUCCUCCUCGGCGACCAAGAUUAUCUUCGCCUGCCCAGCAACGAAAAGCGCCAACAGCGGGCAAUGGGACGCCCGAUCAUCAAUCCCCCCAGAGUGGAAAGCUCAGCGCUGCAAUUGGUGUGUCCAUUGGAUUCUCGUCCGGUGCAGCUGGUCUUCCGGGGACUGCAGGUGUUCAAAGAGAAGCGCGUUCUCCUUCGCGAUGUUUCCGGGGUGGUCAAACCGGGUGAGCUCUUGGCAGUCAUGGGACCCUCAGGAUGUGGAAAGACGACACUUUUAAAUUGUCUGUCUGGACGAGUUGGUCUAGACGGUGGAGAAAUCUGGCUAAAUCGGGAGAGAUUGACAAAACGAUGGCGUCGAAGAAUUUGCUAUGUGCAACAGCAAGAUGUUUUCUUUCCUGAUUUAACCCUACGUCAAACAUUAGAGUACCAAGCACGGCUAAGGCUUCCGGAUACACUUUCGCACGCGCAAAAGAUGCAGUGCGUGGAUCAUAUCAUUGAGGUUCUUGACCUCGCCGGCUGUCAGGAUACAAUUAUUGGAGAUUACACAAAACGAGGCCUCUCUGGUGGAGAGAAGAAGAGGACUAGUAUAGCCUGUGAAUUACUCACUAAUCCUUCAUUAAUGUUGCUUGAUGAACCAACGAGUGGGUUGGAUUCGCAUUCAGCACAAGCAUUAAUCUCUAGACUGAAGAAAUAUGCAGAACAGGAGGGUAAAAGUAUCGUGGUUACCGUCCAUCAACCAAGUUCACGGAUGUUUCAUAGUUUCAGCAAACUUUUGCUACUUAGUCGUGGCCAAGUAGCAUACUAUGGCUCGACUGCAAACAUUGGAAGGUUUUUCGCAACCAUCGGACUUACUUUACUUCCUCAUUACAAUCCAGCAGAUUUUAUCCUGGAGCAAAUAAAGGGGCCGGAAGAGGUGAGAGAACGUAUUGUUGCAGCAGCAAGAGCUGCAAGACAGGGACCAGACUGCCCACCGGAACUUCGUCCUGAAUAUAAUCCCAGUCAGCAUCCGCUUUGUGAUCAUCUCAUCCAUUAUCACGAGCAUCACAUUACCCACAACGUGAAAGAAGAUGAGGGUCGUACACUUUGGCUGGACACUCAAAGUCAUGCUAGUAGUAGUGCUAGUUCAGCAGACGAUGAUUACUCCUGGCAAUGGCCCACAAGUUUUUGGUCGCAAUUCAAAGUAUUAUCCGAAAGAAACUUCCAAGAAGCUCGGCCACGAAUGUUAUCACGGCUCAAUUGGCUUCAAACUAUUGCUCUUGGUAUCUUAGCAGGGCUUCUUUGGCUACGAUUACCUAGGACUGAAGCUGCAUUACAUGAUAUUCAAGGCUGGAUGUUCUUUAGCACAACAUACUGGAUGCUGUUUGCACAUUUUGGUGCUCUCUCCAGUUUUCCUCCUGAACGCGAGGUUAUUAACAAGGAACGUCUGUCGGGGUCAUAUCGACUUUCAGCGUACUAUUUGGCAAAAAUGGUUGGCGAAUUGCCAUUGACCAUAACUCUUCCGGCAGUUUAUCAUAUAAUCAGCUAUCCAAUGCUAGGAUUCCACAGUCCAGCAGUUUUUAUCACGCUACUUGCCUUUUUGUUACUCAACACAAUUGUAGCGCAGAGCGUAGGCUUCUUCGUCGGUGCAUGCUGUCUUGAUCUUCAGGUAAGCAUCACAGCUUCAGCGCUUUACACUCUGGCUACACAACUAUUAGGUGGCUACCUCGCAACCUCUGUGCCACCGUGGCUUGCAUGGGCACGUUAUACUAGUAUGGUGCACUAUGCCUACCAAAACAUGCAGAUACUAGAGUUUGGUGUCGGCGAUCCCAUCAGCUGUUCUCAACCAAGCAAAUUCCCCGAGUGCAGAAAUGGAACGACGAUACCAGUAUCUGCAAUACUCGAGAGCCAGGGAGGUGUCAGAGGUUCUGGUCUACCUCUAUGGGCAAACACAGCAGUACUGCUAGCAUUUCUGGUGGUGUUCAGAAGUCUUGGUUACCUAGUUCUACGCUAUUAUCGAGUACCCAAGUAAAUACGCAACAAAUCGACCACAUAGUAUGCAAUUUUUUACAUCAUUCUUUAUAAAUCUUUAGUUAAUAUUAUUAUUAUUAAUAUUAUUACUAUUAUAAUUUUAUCGAAUGAUCAUUUUAUAUUAUUACCAGUAAAUGAUAAAUAUUACUAGGCACACGGGUUGCACCACUUUCAUUAUGAAAUUUAUAAAAGUUAUGAAUAAUUAUAAUAAUAUAGAUGAUAAUUAUUAUAAUUAUUGCAUAUUAUGGAACAUGAAACUGGUAAUUUUUUUACUCAGAUGAUACUCAAGUCUAUUUUUCUGAUAUACGCACAUAUUUUUAAUUACCUGGCCACAUAUUUUUGACAACCCGUGUACUUGAUAGUAUUCAGCAAUACAAAUUUAAAUGCAAGACUAAGAUGACUUGGCGAAGAAGACUAUAUAAUGUAUAGAUAUUUUAUACAAACAAUGGAGCAAAUGAAAGAAAACGUGAAAAUGAGAUAUAAAACAUUGUGUAACUGAUAACAAAAUAGAUAUGAAUGAAUGUUGUAUGUGUAUGAAAAGAAAAGAUACAAAAGAAUUUUUUUUUCUUCUUUUCUUAACAUUUUUCAACAUAGAUACGAAAAAUAACACUGAUUGUAACAAAAAGAACAAAUAGCAUAAUCUACCAACAUUAACAAGACACAUGAAGCCAAGAGGAAAGGGAAAAACUGUGAUCCCAAAUUGCAUGAAAAAGUCAAUUAAUUUAUUCAAAUUUGAAUAUCAAUCAUUUCUCUUUAUUUUAUUACAUACAAGAUCAUGAUUUAUAUUUAUUUUAUAGUUUAUAGUGGCUGGCUGCGUAGAAAGCCAUGGAAUAGAUUCUCUUAUUUAGAAGCAUUAAAAAUUGUUAAACACAAAUCAGUAAAAUGUAAAUGAAUAAUGUUAUGAUGAAUUUAAUUAGAUAAAUAUUUGAGUAAAUAAAACCAUAAUGUCUUCAUACAGUUAUUAGGUAUUAGAAAUAUUCAAAAAUGAAUGGAGCUUUUUCAUGCUUGUAAGAAAAACUCAGUUUUUGCAUUGAUGAAAAUAUAAUUGACUGAAGAAUUUUUAUGAACAAUGAACAUUUUUAUGGGAAUCAUAAAACAUACUAAUAAUUAAGACGAUUUUACACAAAUAAC
This is a messenger RNA of Chelonus insularis, 4070 nucleotides long. RefSeq names its product Early gene at 23 (gene E23). Gene Ontology annotation, molecular function: ATP binding; ABC-type transporter activity; ATP hydrolysis activity. The transcript has 13 exons. The coding region runs from base 913 to 2940 and encodes 675 amino acids. Lineage: Eukaryota; Metazoa; Arthropoda; Insecta; Hymenoptera; Braconidae. The record is from RefSeq and is a predicted model, not a curated record. Gene Ontology annotation, cellular component: membrane. Gene Ontology annotation, biological process: transmembrane transport.